AUGUGGCGCCUGAAGCCAAGCGAGAUCUUGCCCGACGAAAAUGCGAUUCGCGCCAUGAUCAAGCCUGAGGAGGUCAGUCUUCUGGAUGCCAUGCAGCUGGGAAUCAAGGAGCUCGAGGACGCCGGCUACGAUCCCCGAAAUGCCAACAUUGACGAUGACGUCAUGGACAUGGAUGCUGAAGAAGACGACGAGGAUGAGGGCGGAAGCAAGGCGCCCAAGGGCGCCAAGAAGCCUGGCGAAAAGCAGGAAGAGACACUUGCCGACAAGAUGGCACCUUGGAAAACUACAAAGGCCUUCAUCGACGCCUGUGCGCAAAAGGCCAUGCUCCAGCUGCACGGCGAGGGUGACCCGACUGGACACGGCCUCGGCUUCAGUUUCAUCCGAACGUCCAUGAAGGGAGGGUACAUUGAGGCUGUUCAGGGCCCGUUGGCCACGUCGGCCGACGCCAUGGAGCGUGAGAAGCGCGCUAACGGCGGCCACGCCUAUAACGUCAAGAAGCAACAAGCAAUGUACGAGGAGGGCAUCAAGGAGAUUUGGGAGAAGCAAAAGGCAACGCUGUCCGACGCCCGGGAGCACGACGACAAGGACGUGGCAGUCACGGAAGACGAGGAUGAUCGAUUCAACGUUCACGCCGCCGCGACGCCGGCGCAAUUCGACGACGGCACCAGCCAAAUUAGUGGCUUCACAUCGGCUAGUCGCCAUGUCAAGAAAGCCAUCCGCAUCACGAGAGAGGUCCGCCUGCAGGACGGGUCGACGCAGACGCGAACCGAGGUCGUCCACGAUCCCGUCGUCAUCUCGCAGUAUAUGAAGCGGCGAACCGAGGCAGACUUGGAACUUAAGGAGUAUGUACUCAAGACGAUGCGAUGCAGGCCCCGCGGGGAGGCCCCCCGGGUCUGGAAGCGGCUGCCGUCACGUGUCAGGGCGCUUCACAAGUGGGCGUGCCUGGGUCACACGCAUCUCGGCCCCAAGAGACGACAAAUCUACUAG
Metarhizium album ARSEF 1941 is the source of this 987-nucleotide messenger RNA. Its product is annotated as transcription factor TFIID complex subunit Taf111. Gene Ontology annotation, biological process: transcription by RNA polymerase II; RNA polymerase II preinitiation complex assembly. NCBI's taxonomy places the organism in Eukaryota, Fungi, Ascomycota, Sordariomycetes, Hypocreales, Clavicipitaceae. The transcript is spliced from 2 exons. Bases 1 to 987 code for a protein of 328 amino acids. Gene Ontology annotation, molecular function: TBP-class protein binding; RNA polymerase II general transcription initiation factor binding; RNA polymerase II general transcription initiation factor activity. Gene Ontology annotation, cellular component: transcription factor TFIID complex. The record is from RefSeq and is a predicted model, not a curated record.